AAGAAAGCUGCUCGACAGAUUGACGAUGACUACGGCGAUGACGAUGAUGAGGACGAAGCAGAGGAUGCGGAUACCGAGAGUCCUCUCAAGUCAAAGGGCAAGGCUGCCAUUCCCAAUGGGGUUUCAAUCCCACCGUCGAAUCCGGUCCGGACACCAGCACCGGCCGUCAAGCCACCCACCCUUGGACGACCAAGCACAUCUACAACAUCUGAUAUGGGAAAGAGCUCAGAAGAGGUUCGGAAGCAACUGGAAGAGGACAAAAAGGCUGCGGCCCUUGCAGCGAGAUGGAGCUUUCAGAGCAUGUUCUACACUUUCGAGAGCGAUCGAGACGCGAUGCUGGAGCAGCAGAAGUUAGAUGAGCUGGACCGUGAAGUGGAGAAUGAGAUAUCGGGCGGACCCAAUGCGCCUGCGAAUGGCACAUCAUCCAAUGCGCCAGCUGCCAACACCGCAGGGACCACUCAAGGAUCACUAGGCAGCGCAGAUCUGGGCGCAUCCAGUCUUACGCUCAAGCACCUUAUUGCCCGGAUUGAUAUGAAACGAGACCAGGUUCGGGCCUCGGACAAUCAACUCAGGACCCUCAUCUCGGAAGUUAGAAAGGGCCGUAGCAAGUGGGCGAGCGAGGAUCGCGUUGGUCAAGAAGAGCUGUACGAAGCAUCGGAGAAGGUGCUCAUGGAACUCAAGGCGAUGACCGAGUACGCCCAACCAUUCCUACAGCGCGUGAGCAAGCGUGAAGCUCCAGACUAUUUCAACGUCAUCAAGACGCCCAUGGAUAUCGGCACGAUGAUCAAGAAGUUGAAGCAGCUCGCCUACAAGAGCAAAAAGGACUUUGUCGAUGAUCUCAAUCUCAUAUGGGCGAAUUGCUUGCGAUACAACCAGGAUCCUCAGCACGUUCUCCGUAAGAAGGCAUUGUAUAUGCGCAAGGAGACUGACAAGCUCACGCCUCUGAUCCCUGACAUCGUUGUGAGGGAUCGAGCCGAAGUCGAAGCGGAAGAGCGCAGAGCCCACCUGGACAAUGAAGACAGCGAUGAGGAACCGCUGAUUAUGGCGUCUCGAGGGCGGAAAGCUCCUAAGAAGGGCGCCCCAACAUCUGCGCGGAAAGGCCCACCAGCAGCAGCCGAUGAAUCUUCGACUCCGGCUCCUGAGUCGAAGCCCGCCAUGCAUGCCUCUGCGAGCAAUCUGCGGAACGACUUCUUACGAGCAGAUUCAGAGACACAGGACGCGCACUCAGCUGGCUUCAGCACCCCACCUCCCGGCCAAGCCACACCACAUGUCAACGGUGUUCAUACUGGUGGUGUGCAAAGUCAACCGGAUGUCAUGGAAAUUGACGGACUGGGUAACUCUGCUCUUGGCGCUCAUGAAGAUUUGGAUGAAGAUGACACAGAGUUCAAAACGUGGAAGCAAGUCACGAAAAAGGAUCGAGCGCAGGCCGCCGCAGAACGGAAUCGCUUAUUCCGAGGCAACAACCUGAAUCCAGACGAGCCUGCCUUGCUACGCAGUAAAGCCAUGAUGCGACGAUGGCAACGGCAGCAAAAGAUGCUUUCCAAGAAGCAGUCCACAGAUGCUGACACGAAUGAAGAGGUAGACAGCACGGAGCCUACAGCUGGCGGCGAGACCCUCGCCGAAGGGAUUGAAAAGGACGAAGAUUCGACGCUGCCCGACUACUUUGAUCCUCUCUCUGCGAUACCUGACUUGGAUGAGAAGUGGAAAUGGACGACCGACUCCGAUGGACAUGCAGUCCCGCACACAGAACAGUGGUUACGCAUGUAUCCCAAAGGACAUUUCACUGCUCCUCAGGGCGGGCUGACCAAGAGGCUGGAGAGCAAUAUUCGACAAGUUCAAGAUACCAGAAGGAUAUGUUCCAAGAUUGGUGUGGUCAAGCAAAUGCAAAUCCAGGCCCAGGCAAGUGCAACAUAUCAAAAUCAGUUCCCCAAAUACGAGAUGUCGCCUUUCGUAGAGCAGGAUGUCAGCGACGUUGUCGUGACAGAAGACGGCCCACUCAUGGCUCCGUGGGUCAACCGAGCUGCCUUUCAGCGAUCAGUGGGCAAGAUCUUCUAUCACGCCGGAUUUGAAGACUUUCAGCCGUCUGCUCUGGAGACCGUUACCGAUGUGGCGACCGCUUUCAUGGCGCGAGUCGGACACAGCUUGAAGGCGUACAGUGAACAGCCCAAGAUCGACGCCGAAACACCCCGAUUCACGUUCGAAGAACAGGUCUUACACGUGCUGGACGAGAAUGGCAUGGACAUUGAGGCGUUGGAAUCCUACGUUCGUGAUGAUGUCGAACGGCUGAGCACGAAGCUUGGCGUUGUCCAUGAAAGGAUGAAGUCGCAUCUGGCGGACCUUUUGCGACCUGCCUUGGGCGACCAUGCCGGUGCCGACGGUGUUGGCGCCUUCAACGAUGGCAGCGAGCAAUUCGUCGGCGGCGACUUUGCCGAAGAUCUGGACGAAGACUUCUUCGGUUUCCGCGAACUCGGUCUUGCAGCGGAAUUCGGCCUGGAGUCGCUUAGUGUGCCUCUCCAUUUGCUUCAGAAUCGCAUGCAUAGCGCCUACCAGGCACAGAAUGCUGGUCCAGUCAGCAGCACUGGUCUGGUGUUUGAGACACCAUCUCCAUACGAGCCUAUCACGCUGGACAACCUGUCCGACCAGAUUGGGUUGGUGCAGAACUUCUUCCGCGACAAGCUCCGCAACAAUCAUGACGAUCCGUUGGUGGAAGACGAGGAUCUUCCGCAGAAACAGAGAUUCCCGAAGCCAAGGUUACCACCGACUGGUAAGAUAUCGAGCCCGCGGAAGAGACCCAUCAGAGAACAGCAGCAGAUGGCGAAGAAGAAGCGGAAGUUGGAGGAGAAUGGAGGUGGUAGUGGAGAGAAGAGCAAUAAGACGUUGGGCAAAGCUAUUGGGCCGCUUCGUCUGCAGAUGCCUGAUCCGCAGGACGCGUUCGAUCCACAGAAGGACAGCGAAAAUGCGGUUAUGAUCAGUCCGGAGAGUCUUACGGGCAAUUGAGUGCAGAUCGAUUGAGGCAGGAU
Messenger RNA from Zymoseptoria tritici IPO323, 3020 nucleotides. RefSeq names its product SAGA transcriptional complex subunit. Gene Ontology annotation, cellular component: SAGA complex; SLIK (SAGA-like) complex. Gene Ontology annotation, biological process: regulation of transcription by RNA polymerase II. The record is from RefSeq and is a predicted model, not a curated record. Lineage: Eukaryota; Fungi; Ascomycota; Dothideomycetes; Mycosphaerellales; Mycosphaerellaceae. The transcript is spliced from 3 exons. Bases 214 to 2997 code for a protein of 927 amino acids. Gene Ontology annotation, molecular function: protein heterodimerization activity; structural molecule activity.